GAAAAGUCCACAUAUAAAAAAAGGAAAUCUCGCUCGUUGGCUGCCCUGAAUAGCCCGUCUUCAGUUGUCAUUCACCCCGCGAAAGACUUCACAGCUGAAGCUCAGCCGGCGAACCAUUAGAUUCUACCGGUUGAACUUCAUUUCCAUGUAUUGGGGGAGACUAAAUCUCUAACGCCUGUUUCCUAGGGUUAAUCUUUAAUGCUUCGUCUCGUAACUUACCAAUUCAACAGUAGCAAUGGUAUGCUGGAUCGCUCUUCUCUGUUUCCUCUCGCGUCUUCAGGUCUCCCUCUCAGCUUCACCAAAAGAGAAAUCUUUUAAAUCGGUUCCUGAUCUUGAGAGGUCCAUGUAUGUGGCAAUUGAUGGAUAUCCAUGUGUACGACUACUUAACCUUUCUGGGGAGAUUGGCUGUUCAAACCCUGGCCGUGGGAAUGUUGUUGCUCCAGUUGUGAGGUUCAAGGAUACAAUUAAGUUGACCAAGCCAGCAGCUAUUUUGAUUUCACUUGAAGAAUUCAAUACUUUUCUCACAAGAUUUUCAAGCGAUUCCAAUUUAGCAAAACAUGUAGCUGGUUUGUUAGUUGAAUCAGGAACUCAGUCACAAAAUAGAUCAAUAGGAUUUUCACCUGACAAGAAGUUUCCACUGGCAGAAUUUGCCCCUUAUACUAAUGGCAACUUUGAAUGGAAUCCUAUUGGAUCUGGAGUCAUGUGGGAGGCUUAUAAUUUUCCUAUAUUCCUACUUUCAGCAAGUGGCACACUUACAUUGAGGGAGAUUGCCAUAAAAAACGAGGGGGGGAAUUCACACACUGAAGAUGUGGCUGAUUUUGAAUUAGUAAUGCAGACAACAAAGUCUGGAACCCAUGACUCAGAAUCUUGUCUUAGAGAACAGACUUGCUUGCCACUGGGUGGAUACAGUGUCUGGUCAGCACUUCCACCAAUCAAAAUAUCUUCUGAAAAAUCAAGGCCUAUUAUAUUAGCAGUUGCUUCUAUGGAUUCUGCUUCAUUUUUUCGUGACACAAGUAUCGGCGCGGAUUCCCCAAUAUCUGGAUUAAUCUCACUCUUGGCUGCGGUAGAUGCUCUUUCCCGUGUUGAUUGCUCAAGCCAUAACUUAAAUAAACAACUUGUAUUUGUGGUUUUCACAGGAGAAUCUUGGGGAUAUCUUGGUAGCAGGAGGUUUCUUCUAGAACUUGAUCAACAUUCAGAUGCUGUUAGGGGUCUUGAUUUUUCAAUGAUUGAGACGGUUUUAGAAAUUGGGUCAGUUGGGAAGAGUGUCACCGAUGGCGUAAAGAAAUUCUUUGCUCAUCUUACUGAGGGCUCUUCUUCAAACAAAACUUGGAAUUCAUUGCUUCAUGCUCAAAACUCACUGAAAACAGAAAACAUUGAAGUCUCAAAGGCAAAGAAAUCAAAUCCUGGGUUACCACCAUCUUCAUUAAUGGCAUUUAUGAGAAAGAAUCCGCAAACUUCUGGCAUAGUUUUGGAAGAUUUCGAUGAUGCAUACAGGAACAAUUUCUAUCAUAGUCACCUUGAUGAUCUUACAGCCAACAUCAACUCUUCAGCGUUAGUCACAGCUGCUUCUCUCGUUGCCCGAAGUUUAUACAUCCUUGCCAGUGUCAAGAAUGAAGUUAAUGCUUCGCUUCUAAACACUAUCAAUGCAAAUUCUUCAUUGGUGGAAGAACUUCUCAGUUGUCUCCUAAGUUGUGAACCAGGCUUAUCAUGUGAAGUUGUGAAACGCUACAUUUCUCCUUCCUUCAGUUGCCCAAACCAUUAUGUUGGUGUUAUCACUGGGGAACCUUCCUCUGUGCCUUAUCCUGGUAAUGUGGGGGAUAUCUCUCGGUUUAUAUGGAACUUUUUGGCAGAAAAAACAUCCAUCCCACCUUCAAAUACCAGUUCUGCUUGCCCAGAAGAUUGUGGCAAUGUUGGGGAAUCAUGCAUCCAAACAGAAACAGACAGGAAGGGCAUAUGUGUCAUCUCCACCACAAGGUAUGUACCAGCUUAUUCAACUAGAUUGAAGUAUGAAACAGAUACUUGGAAAGUUCUACCUUCCAACGCCACUAUUGGGGCAUCUGAAUCCGACCAGGAUCCUGUUUGGACGGAGAGUAAUUGGGACACAAUAAAGCUUCGAGUUUACACAAUGCAGGAUGCUGCAUUCGAUCGCUUUGUUCUGCUACUUGGAAUUGGUGUUACGGUUUCAGCUUACCUCUUAAUAGUGAUGGCCAGAGCCUUCAUCACAAAGGCCAUGAAGCGUGAUUGACUUAGAAUAUACUCUGUAACGUUUUUUGCACUAUCUAACUUUGGUGUACCAUUUAGGGUGCUUCCUUACUUUACGAUUUUUUGUUUUUGUUUUCCAUUUCAAAAUGUUCUUUUUUUCAUACAAAAAAACUAUUGAUGCAUGCUAACCUCACUGUAUGUGUAUUGUCUUCGAAUGAGUUUUUUGGCAU
This is a messenger RNA of Cuscuta europaea, 2432 nucleotides long. The record is from the annotation of a GenBank genome assembly. Lineage: Eukaryota; Viridiplantae; Streptophyta; Magnoliopsida; Solanales; Convolvulaceae.